AUGAGCGAUUCCCACCUCCACAUCCCACUGCAGCCCAAUGAUCUGCUUGUAGAGGAAAGCAAUAGUCACGUCGCUAACGAUCCAAGCAGUCCCCGGGAUCUUGCUGCCGAUGAUGCACUUGCAGUUUCCAGCAAUGAAACAGCAAAUGACAGCACCAACAUCAAAAGUGCCAAUGACAAUAACAAUGAUGUUGACAAUACUGGUCCAGCAGACAAGCCGACAAAAAGACUAACAAUGCAAGAAAGAUUGUCCAUGGCUGUUGCAAGCAAAAAUUCGAAAUCAAAGAAAAAAAAUAAAAAAAAAAGGAAAAAUUUAAAUAAAAGUCUAUUGCUUUCAGACAAUUCAAUAAACGACCCGCUUUCUCCCAGAUCCUCUAUAUCUUCAAUUCCACCUAAUUUGCAAUCUUUGGUUGAUCUUGACGAAAACAACUCGUCUUCAAAGAUCUCAAUUCACACAGCAAGCGUAUCCAAAUCUCAACUCCAACUUGAUAACCCUAAUAAUGACGUAAUAACCGUUGAUAACAAUAACGACGGUAACGAUAUCAAUACUUCAAAUCAUGAUCUCAAUGAAAACUCCAGCAAUAGAGACAGCAAUAAUAACCAAGAGCUAUUGACUAUAAUAAAUUCGUUAAAUGUUCAAAUUCAGACAUUAAAUAAAUCACAUUCAAUUGAAAUCUCAAAAUUGAAAGAUAAACUCAACUCAACUUUGGACCAAUCCUCAUUUGAAAAAAAACUUAAAGAAAAAGAUGAUCAAAUCAAUGAUCUAUUAAUUGAAGGUCAAAAAUUGUCCAUGACUGAAUUAAAAUUAACAACCUUAGUUAAAAACUUACGCUUAAAAGAACUUGAUCAAAAUGAUUUAAUCAACAAUUUAAAUGACAGAAUCUCUGGAUAUGAUUUAAAAUUUAUUGAACUAAAUGAAUCAAUUAAUAACCUAAAAUCAAACGAAAAAAAACUAAUUCAAGACAAUAGUUUUUACAAAAAAUUUGAAGAAAACUACAACCAACUACUGUCAAAUUAUAAUGAUUUGGACUUAAAAUAUAAAGAUUUAAAAUCAAAAAAUUUUGAAAUUAAAUACAAAAGUCAGUUGGAUUUAUACAAAGAUGAAACAAUUAAAAACGAAAAUUUAAAUAAAAAAAUCAAUGAUCUAACUAUUGAAAAACAAUUGAUUCAAAAAAAUUUAACUAAUCAAUUGAAUUCUCUCACUCUUGAAAAUAACAACCUAUCAUUUCAAUUAAAACAAUUAAAAGAAGAAAAUUCAAACGAAACAUCAAGAUUGGAAAAUAAAUUAGAAGAAUUAAGAAUUAUAAAUGAAAAUUAUGAUCAAAAUAGAAAUAACUUUAAUAAUCAUAAUAAUAGCAAUAGCAAUAGCACCGAAACAAAUAACAGCGAACCUGAUAACCUUAACCAAAAUGAAACUAAUACCAUCACUAAUUAUAAUACCAACACCGAAUUUAGUUCUCUUGAAAUAAAAUAUAAUAAACUACUAAAACAAAAUCAAAUAUUAAAUGAUCAAUAUAAAACUUCAGCAGAAAAUUUUUCUAAGAUCGAAUUAUCAUUAUCAAGCAAAAUUAAUAAAUUGCAAGAUGAAUUAAAUAAUAAAAAUCUUUUACAUUUAAACAACCUUAAAAAUAUACGAAAUUUAACCGAAAACUUAAACUCAAUUAAAGAAGAAAAUAAUAAACUAUCAACGGAAAAAUUCGAGAUUUCUGUCACAUUAAAUAAAAUUGAAGAAAAAUUUAAAAUCAAGGAAGACGAAGUUAAAUCGUUGCAAGAUAAGUUUAAAGAACUAUCUUCAAAACUUAAUAACAACUCAUUAAUUAAAAAUAAUAAUAGUGAUCAUUUAAAUGAAAAAAUUAAAGAAUUAGAACAAGAAAACAGUAGAUUAAAAGACAAAGUUAAUGCAUUACAAGCAUCAUUCGAGCUAAUGCCUCCUCCAAUAGUUCCUCCAAUAUUAGGAAGCAGAAAUUCAUCAGCAUCAAGUUGGAGCGCAGAUUAUUCGGAUCAGUUCAAUGGAACUAAAAAUCCAACUGCAAUACACUCAAGAAGAUCAAGUUUUUUCUUGAAUAAUAAUAACAAUAAGUACAAUGAAAACAAUGUCGGCGUCAUUUUGAGUAAUAGUAAUGAAGAUUUAAAUUCGUUAACAUCACCUACACGAACCAUAACAAAUGGAUUUGAUAGUUCAAGUAUAAGCGUAUAUAAUGAAAAGAAAACUCCAAUAACCCUUGGUACAGGCUCAAUAGGAUCAUCAAAUGUUCAAGUGAUAAGCAGAAUGACAAACCAAAUUCGAUCAUUAAAGACAGAAAUGUUUCAAAUCAAAGAAGAAUUAAACAAGAACCAAAAGGAGAAAAAAGAGGCAGGCAACGAGAUUUUAAGAUUAUUAAAAGAUAAUGAAAGGGUUAAGCAGUUAGAAGCUGAAAAGGUAGAACUCCAGGAGGAGAUCAAGAAAAUAGAAAAACAAUAUGUUGCAAGUUUAGAAAUUCUAGGAGAAAAAAGCGAAAGAGUUGAGGAAUUAAAAGCAGAUGUAAUGGAUUUAAAGGAGUUACUCCGGGAUCAGGUACAGCAAAUUGUUUUGUUACAAGCAGCAAUCAAAAACAAAUAG
Molecule: messenger RNA, 2598 nt
Organism: Ascoidea rubescens DSM 1968
Lineage: Eukaryota; Fungi; Ascomycota; Saccharomycetes; Ascoideales; Ascoideaceae
Exons: 1
Coding region: 1-2598 (865 amino acids)
Cellular component (GO): Golgi apparatus; endoplasmic reticulum
Source: RefSeq, a predicted model, not a curated record